GCGGUGGUACAAAAGGGCAGCAGCAGAAGAUCGAUGGCCGCGGCAACGGUGUGCAUGCUGCCACAAGCGCCGAGGACGACAGCACAUCACGCCCUAGUUCGUCUUCGAGUGCGAGCUCCGUCGACGAAACGCCCGACAAUGCGGCUAUGCGCGCCACCGAUCCGUACACGAAGAAGGUAUACGACCGGCUGCGGAAAGAUGGCAUCAGUCCUCCAUCUUGGCCGUCUCAGCCAGGAGAUCCAAAGAGCAAGGGAGAGAUGGCCAAGUUUAGGGAAAAGUACGAAGAAUAUCGACAGAAAGUGCGCGCGUCUCUCACCAAAGCCUCUCUAAUCGAUGACCCGGACAAACGAAAGACUCUCGAAAAUGCCAUCACAUUCCGAGGUAUUUGCGAGGAUAUGUGCUCCGAGUACGAGAAGAUUACGCGAAUCACUGAAUUAGACGUCCCCCAACCCGAAAAGGAUGCUCGGACAGGCUUUGCAAAGACGAGCCGAAUGGUCAAGAAGCUGGCGCGUUCGGCCGCUGGACAGGAAGCUCCUCUUCCAAUGGAUGUCCGCUCUACGGCAGCACUACGACGUACACUGGACUAUCUAAUUGACGACCUACUUCGCGACGAUGAAAACUUGCCAAGCUUACACGGAUUUCUAUGGGAUCGAACGCGAGCUAUCCGUCGAGAUUUCACCUUCUUCUCUUCCCCCACGGCCGACGAUUUGAAAACGCAAGCAUAUGUGCUGGAAAAUAUUGCGAGAUUUCAUGUCACGGCACUCCAUCUUCUGUCACAACCAGGAAAGGCUGGCGAAGAUUUUGUCGAACAGCAGGAACUCGAGCAACUUGGCAAAGCUCUGCUCUCUCUCCGAGAUUUGUAUGAUGACUGUAAUGCUCAGGGUAUCACGUGUGAGAACGAAGCCGAAUUCCGCGCAUACUAUCUGCUCUUCCAUGCCCACGAUUCAAACACGAUUGAGAUGCUGCAGCGGCAAUGGAAACCACAUUUUUGGAGGGAUUCAGACGAUAUUAGGACCGCAGUAUCACUUGUUGAAGCUUUGCAAAACACAGCCGAUUUCCAUGGUCCGUUGAAAGCGGCCCCGUUCUUGGCAGCGUCUAAUGCUUUCCACUCAUACUUUCGAAUUGUUGAGGACCCCAGCGUCUCAUACACCAUGGCCUGUUUUGCGGAGUGCCACUUCCCCCAGCUUCGCCGGUCGAUUCUGCGAGCCGUGAAGCGAGCAAUGGCCCGGCCCAAAGACCCGACAAACGAUUUGACAGCUGCUUCUUUGAACAAGUUUCUUCGGUUCGACACAAUUCAAGAAGCCAUCGACUUUGCGAAACUUCACGGUAUCGAAUUCGUCCCAGACAAACAGGCUCCUAUGGACCCUAACCAACAAUGCCUGGUUUUGAAUAACAAGGAGCCGCUUCGGCACCCCCGUCUUCACCAUCAAUUUUCACAGGUUCUCGUGGAAAAUAAGCGGCGAAAUCGACCUUUACCAGACGUUAUCCACAAAACAAUCUCCGAGGACUCGACUACGUCUUUCGAAUCAGGAUCCGGUAGCUUCUCUAUGCAAGAUGAAGGAUCUCUCUUUGUGCCAGACACAAAACCAGGAAUACCAGCCGAACCUCAACCGCCCAAGACACAAACUGCUACAACUCUUCCUGCGUUCGGCCAGACCUUAAGUGGGUUUGGAAGCAACUUCGCCGGCACACAUCAAGGUAGAGAUUUAUUCCCUUGCCAGAUACAAGAACAUCAGCAGUUAUCUCGCACAUUAUCCUUGCUCAUUCCAGUUCACUAA
Messenger RNA from Trichoderma virens Gv29-8, 1778 nucleotides. RefSeq lists its product as uncharacterized. Gene Ontology annotation, cellular component: cytoplasm; nucleus; transcription export complex 2. Lineage: Eukaryota; Fungi; Ascomycota; Sordariomycetes; Hypocreales; Hypocreaceae. The transcript has a single exon. The coding region runs from base 147 to 1778 and encodes 543 amino acids. The record is from RefSeq and is a predicted model, not a curated record. Gene Ontology annotation, biological process: mRNA export from nucleus.